AUGUCUUUUGUUAUGAAUAGCGCUGCACGAGACGAGCCGGAAUCCACGCGCAAGAGGAGACGAGAAGAGACCGACGACGGCGAUAUUGAUAGACGGCCUUUCAGUAUACGACAGGACUCUUCCGACCCGUUUGCAAAACCACGAACUUUUACGCCGAUAUGUCUUCUCUCACGAUCGCAACUCCCACUGGCCUACCUGGAUACUGCUCACGACGGCAGCCGGAUUUUCACCGCACAUAUACAGAGCUUGGAAGCUGGGGACGAUGAGAGUAUAUUGAUUGUGGAGGAUCAGCUGGAGCGGAGGAUGUAUGCUGUGGAGAGGGUUCAGCAGAGGAGAUAUGCCCUUUGUCGGUUGGGUGAGAUGGUAAAGAUGGAGGAUCUGAUGGGAAGAGAGGCUGUGACAAGACAGCCUGUGCAGGCUCCGAGGAAGAGAAGAGCGGUGGAAGGCGUGGAAGGUGGAACGCCGUGGUGGGCGAAUGCGGGGAUUGAGGCUGAUGUGAACCAUGCGGUGGUGGCGAAGGAUGGUAUGCCGAAGCUCUCUAUGCUCAGGAAGCAGGGACAAGUACCUUUGGCCGAGCCUGAACCGACACGUGCAGCAGACGUGGGAGUUUCGAGGGCAGCAGAUGAAUCGCGGUACGAAGACAUUACCUCAACAACCUUCGGCCCAGCAGCUGCUCAAGACCCAUUGGAAGAACUGGCGAAGACCUACCUGGAUACCCUCUAUCUCUCAAGGACACCCGUGGCAUACUUCGUCAAAGGACCGCUUGCUCGUGCACGAGCUGCGUUCGCCUCGCAGCCGGCAGAGCUUGUCGCCUUUCUGCGCACUGCAGUGCUGUCAGUAAACGUCACGGACAAGAAAUAUCGCAACGGCAUGUUCGACCACAUCAAAGAACUUCCUUCGCGCGAGUCGCCCCAAGAUCGGCCAAAGAAGAGGAAGCGCAAGUGGAAACCGAAGCGAGACAGGCAUGGGUUCUUUGUCGAUGAAAAAGACUACCUGGAGCAAUGGUGGAUAGGUGACGACGAAGAUCGAACUGCACUGGACUCUGCCGAGAAGAUCGAUGCUGUUAUACGACGACGGUCCCAGCGAAUACGAAGUCGAGAGACCUUUCUACAGGUCGUUCUGAUCUUGGAGAUCUUGGCUCUCGAGGCUUCCGGGGUGAAAUCUGCUACUGCGAGUACUGCGGCUGCAGAGACACAGAAUCUGGAUACGCAAGCAGAGGAGAGCCAUGUUGUGCCAGAUGAGAAAAAGCCAAAGAAGAAGAAAGACGUCGAUUUGUCCGCUCUGCUGGACAAUCUGCUAGAUCGGCUUGUCAUCUGGUACUCAAUCGCUUCGGGAUCACCUGCUAAAAGCAUGGACAAUGUCGAUGACAAGGAGGAGGCCAAUGACGAUCUGAAAAGCUUCGCAUCAGAGGUCAUCAUCCCAUUCUUCUCCGCUCGCAUCCAUGAACGAGCCAAUGCGGCAAGCAAGAAGCUUGGGGGACCAACACAACCACAUCCGAGCAAAAGCAAGGCUUCAGCGCCCAGAAGGCCAGGCGAACCAGCAGUUCGACAACCACCAUCGAAGAGACCCAGGAAGCCGCUCGAAAGGGUGUCUUCCGACGCUCUCAACAGAGCAGGUAAACGACACCCAUCACUGCACCGCGCUGCUACAGAUUCGGAUGUGCUGUCGACCAUGAUCAAGCGUGAGAACAGCGAAACACCACCGCUAGACAAUAUUCCAAUGUCGAGACAGAAAUCGCAGCAGAAUGGUGUGCGAAAGCGUCCCAGCUUGCUCGAGUCUCUUGCAAGACGAGAGGUGGAUCUAUCGGCAAUGUCGCAGGCAACCGAAGCCAAACUGAAGAAGAAAGCAGAGCUCGAAGGGAAGGUGCGCGAUGCUAUCGACACGCUUAAAAAACCUAACAGGUCUCGAGCUGUUGAAGAGCACGCGAAAACUACGGAUGAGAGCUUUGCCAAGGCAAUCGCAAAAGGCAAGUCGAACGGCCAGCGAAAGACGACCGAUAAGAACCCCGUCGCAGUCACUGCCACUCCACGCCAUGUCAAAGCGACUCCUGCACACAGCAGACAUCUAUACCAGGGCCCAGCCCAUUUCCCCAGCAGCGGGAGCGUGUCUAUGGUACCUGGUACAUCGGCCAGGCAGCUGGCCGUACCAGACCAGAUCCCCAACAGUACGUUUGCUGUCCCUCAGACUGGCCAUCGUCCACGGCAUGGCGCAUCGCUCGUCGAUGGCACUCCCUCGCGAGGUUUUGCAAAGUUCAUGCCGACUACGUUGUCGAGGACACCGGCUACGCUCCUCGAGUCACCUACAGCGACACGUAGGCCUCAGAUGCUAUCGACGCCGGCUAAAAUUUCGAGGAUGCCGUCACUCGUCGAGCCGCCUCUCACAAACGUCCCUGGAUCCAGCUUGAAAGGAAAGACGUAUAGUCGAAGCAAAAAUGCUGCCGUUUAUCCUUCGACCACCGAUCGCAGAGAGGACUCUGGCAUCGCCUUGAACGGCGAUGCAGCUUUGUACAAUGCCCUAGGCUGGGACGAUGAUGAGUACGAAGAGCUUCCGUAG
Zasmidium cellare ATCC 36951 is the source of this 2553-nucleotide messenger RNA. RefSeq lists its product as uncharacterized. NCBI's taxonomy places the organism in Eukaryota, Fungi, Ascomycota, Dothideomycetes, Mycosphaerellales, Mycosphaerellaceae. The transcript is spliced from 2 exons. Gene Ontology annotation, cellular component: DNA replication preinitiation complex. Bases 1 to 2553 code for a protein of 850 amino acids. The record is from RefSeq and is a predicted model, not a curated record. Gene Ontology annotation, biological process: DNA replication initiation.